AUGGAAAGCCUCGCUGCGUUUGGGCUAGCAGCGAACAUUUUGCAAUUCAUUGAAUUUGCCACAAAAGUCGUCGGAAAGGCCAAGGCUGUCAGGACUGGUCGAAUCGAACCCGCAGAUCUCGAAGUGUCCAAAGUAGCAGAACGCCUUGGGGAGUUGGCGAGCGCAAUCCGAGCCAAUGCAGAGAGUACGGCGACGGCCCCGGAGCGGUGCCCGGAGCAUUACCCAGCGGAGUGCCCGGCGCGGUGUCUGGAGCAGUGGAAAACGAAUCGAGCCAUCCAACAUGUGUGUCAGGGCUGUAUCGAGGCGGCCGACGAGCUUUCUAGCCGCCUUUGGCUUAUACCAACGACGGGCGGUCGCAGUUUCUCACGCGCCAAAAGCUACCGAAUAGCGUUGAAAUCCGUAUGGGGCAAGGCCAAUGUCGAUACGUUGUUUCAGCGACUUGAGAGAUUCAGAGGCGAAAUCAACACACUGUUGAUAGUAUCCAUCCAGACUCAGCUUCAGGAUUCGCAAACUUCGCAGACUUCUGCCUUUCAACAGCUGCUUGACUUGAGCACUUUAUCGAUCGAGGAGCAUGCGGCUACUCAACGGCAAAUCGGUUGGGUAGGCCAGUCUCACAGAGACUACAUCGCCAAAGAACAUACAGAAACCCGGCACCAAAUCCUUUCGGCAAUCUCGAAUCUUGCGUUGAAAGGAUUGGAGAUGGACUAUCCAGACGGACUUAAGAUAUCCUAUCACGUGGCACAAGAGGAAGCGAAGAAGUUUGCCCGAAAGAUGGUGGCGGAUAGCUUAGCAUUCCCCGCCAUGGAUCAUCGAUAUGACGCCGUUCCAGAAGCCGUCCGUGGUACUUUUCAGUGGAUUCUUUCUCCAAACGACCAGGAUUUCGCCAGCUGGACAAACUUUACCCGUUGGCUGCAGGACUCUGGUCGAUCUGGCGUGGAUCGGAUCUACUGGAUCAACGGCAAAGCCGGGUCGGGGAAGUCGACGUUAAUGAAGUUCCUCGUUACCCACCGGGACACCUACUUGUACCUCAAGAAAUGGUCUGGCUCUGACCAGCUUAUCACCUCACGACAUUUCUUCUGGAGAAAAGGCGUCGAGUAUGAGAGGAGCAUCCCUGGGCUCUUAAGGGCCAUGCUGGCACGUGUCUUUGAGAAGUGCCCUGACUUGGUGAGCGUUGUCCUCAAGGAUCGCAUCACAGAAGCAGAAGAAGCCAUUCGUGACCAUUGGUAUAUUACACAAAAUGCCUCUGCCUCAGCCGCCUUGACCUUUCUUCCAAACUUACGCGAGCGGAUUCAGACUUGGUCUGCCGGGGAUCUUAUGGAAACCCUUCGCCAACUCACAAGCACGGCAGCUCCAAACACCAAAUUCUUCUUCUUCAUUGACGGGCUGGACGAGUUUGAAGGCGACUACUCUGAAGCUUUGGAUUUUUUCCAGCAGUUAUCCGAGUCCCCGAGCGUCAAGCUCUGCAUUUCUAGCCGACCACUACCAAUUUUUGAAGCUGAGCUGGGUAAUGGGCCAAUGCUAAAGCUUCAGGAUCUCACAAGAAACGACAUCAUUAGGGUGGUGAAUCAGAAACUUCUCGGCCACCCGGCCAUAAAGAGGCUCAGUAUGGCACAUCACGAUAGAACCGUCAACCUCGCAAAAACGGUAAUAAAGAAGGCAUCCGGGGCGUUCCUUUGGGUUACACUCGUUACCAAGUCACUGAUCAUCGGUCUUAUCAACCAUGACACGAUUCACGACUUGGAGCGUCGGCUGCAAGAGCUCCCAGUGGACCUGCUGGACCUCUACUGGCAUAUGCUGGGCCGUAUUCAACCGAUUCAUCUACAGAAUGCGGCGCUUUUACUCGAGAUAUCUUGUCGGGUUCCGGAGCCUGUUUCUGCUGUGACAUUGUCCUUGGUUGACGAUGUGGCCCAACGUGGUGGUAGCGUGGCCAUUGAUGCCAACCCCAUGGCAUUAGAGGAGAGAGAUAGGGAGGAGAGAGUCGCCAGGCUCUCGCUCCGUCUACAAACGAUCUGCGCCGGGGUUUUAGAGGUUCAGCCGGAUGGUUCUGUUGGAUUUCUCCACCGGACUGCAGGGGAUUUCUUCGAACUGCCAGAGGUGCAUCAAUACCUUCGCGAAGCGUCGAAAGACGAUGAGUUUUCGGCAGACGUGGUCCUCCUCCGCGCCUCAGUCCUGAACAUUCUCUGGCGCACAGAUUGGACGUGCGGGGAUGACGGCGAUAUUCAUUAUUUCUGGGACACGGUGGAAUGUGCGCUACAAGCGGCCAAGAGAGCCGAUGAACGGGGAGAUGGCCUCGGGCUCAGGCUGAUGGGGUUGUUUGACCAAAUCACAACAAACCGAUGGGCUCAGCUCCGUGAGAAGGACCAGGAUUUGGUGCACUGGAGCAACUUCUUGGGAUCUGCUCGUGGUGGUCUCGGUUUCCGCAAGCUACGACUAGAGACGUUUCUUGAUUGCGCUGUCGUCUUCCAGCUCACGAGCUUCGUUCGUGAGCAUUUCAUCCAGAUGACUCGUACUUAUCAAAUGGGCGGUUUCGGCAAACUUCUGCAAAUUGCAAUACCACCCGUACUCACUACUGCCGAGUUCUAA
This is a messenger RNA of Scedosporium apiospermum, 2583 nucleotides long. RefSeq lists its product as uncharacterized. The record is from RefSeq and is a predicted model, not a curated record. The transcript is spliced from 2 exons. The coding region runs from base 1 to 2583 and encodes 860 amino acids. NCBI's taxonomy places the organism in Eukaryota, Fungi, Ascomycota, Sordariomycetes, Microascales, Microascaceae.